Messenger RNA from Chara braunii, 3165 nucleotides. NCBI's taxonomy places the organism in Eukaryota, Viridiplantae, Streptophyta, Charophyceae, Charales, Characeae. The record is from the annotation of a GenBank genome assembly.
UGAUAAAUACAAUGCACCGCUCAUGUAUGUCCGCAUCCAGGUUGGGCAAGCGUCCUGCAGUGCUUAGCAGGAUAGCGGUGCGACUUGCAACUUCAUGAGCCAGUCCUUUAUGCAAGGAGCUAGCCUUGGCGCACAAGUUCGGAGAAAGGCAAGCCCAACGGCGAUCAAGUUCGCGGAUGGAAAGACGCAGCAACUACUCGACCGUUACAUCGAGGCUGUACCGGUCUACUUCGCACCUCAUGCAUGCGAACCGGUGACGUUUGAUAUUCUCGACACGGGCUUCGACAUCAUUCUGGGAAUGCCUUGGCUCGCAAGUGCGGAUCACACGGUCAACUUCCAUCGGCGGACUCUUAGCGUUCGCGACGCUUUCGACGCGGACCCCGAGGAGAUCGGCAUAUGUUUCCUACGGACCGUCGCGGUAGCCGACUCUUCACCCACGGACUUGUCUUCGGAGCCCCGUGUGGUACGGUUGCUGGACGAGUUCGCCGACAUCUUCGAGUCACCUACCGGUGUGGUGCCGGGUCGGCCAAUCUCUCACGAGAUCAUUCUUGAGGCCGGUGCCGUGCCGCCGAAAGGUUGCGUCUAUCGGAUGAGCGAGGAGGAGCUUGAGGUACUCCGCGCACAACUCGAUGAUUUGUUGCCCAAGGGCUGGAUCCGCCCGAGUAGCUCCCCAUAUGGAGCACCAAUUCUCUUCRUCAGGAAGAAGAACAAGGAUCUACGAUUGUGCAUCGACUACCGCAAGCUCAACGCGCAAACCGUCAAGAAUGUGGGGCCUCUUCCUCGCAUCGACGAUCUUCUCGAGCGGUUGGGCGGUGCGAAGUAUUUUUUCAAGUUGGAUUUGAAAUCAGGAUACCAUCAAAUCUCGAUUAAGCCAAAUGAUCGCUACAAAACCGCAUUCAAGACGCGGUACGGGCAUUUUGAGUGGGUGGUCAUGCCUUUUGGCCUCACCAACGCCCCGGCGACAUUCCAAGCGGCGAUGACCAAUGAGUUCYGUGCAAUGUUGGACYGGUUCGUGCUGGUCUACUUAGACRAUAUUCUCGUCUAYAGUCSGACAUUGGAGGAUCAUCUUGGACAUCUUCRACGAGUGUUGGAGAYGCUCCGCCRUGCCAAGUACAAGGCCAACGGCGACAAGUGCGAAUUUGUCCGGCAAGAGYUGGAAUACUUGGKCCAUUUUGUCACACCGGAGGGCAUCUGUCCGCUAUCGGACAAGAUUCAGGCCGUCCAAGAGUGGCCGGAGCCUCGGAAYGUCACGGAUGUCYGCUCGUUCCUCGRUCUUACCGGCUAMUAYCAGCGCUUCAUCAAAGKCUACUCCAAGAUCGYGGCCCACUUGAACAAGCUUCAGUGCGAGGAUCGRCCGUUUGACUUUGGAGAGGAAGCGCGGGUAUCAUUCCUCGCUCUCAAAGCCGCGCUAUUGUCUGCGGAGGUCUUGCGGAUAUAYGACCYGCUCGCGCCURCACGUGUCACUACGGAUGYGUCAGGCUAUGGCAUUGGUGCAGUCCUCGAGCAACAURAUGGUGUGGRCUGGCACCCGGUCGAGUACUUCAGCAAGAAAGUGCCACUCGUGCAUUCCAUUGACGAUGCACGCAAGAAGGAGCUCCUCGCCUUCSUCCACWCGCUCAAGCGGUGRCGGCAGUUCCUCCUUGGUCGAAGCCAAUUUCGCUGGGUAACGGACAACAAUCCGUUGGUCUUCUACAAGACCCRAGACACCGUCAACAGCACCAUCGCUCGAUGGAUGGCUUUCAUCGACCAGUUCGACUUCUUCCCCGAUCACAUUCCCGGGAAGUCGAAACGUUUUGCGGAUGCUCUUUCACGGCGUCCGGAUCACUGUACCGUGGUCUACUCGACUUUCGAGAUUGACGAUGACCUGCGGAACAGCUUCAUCCGCGGUUAUCAAGCCGACCCCGAGUUUUGCGACAACUCCAAGACCGCCUUCAGCGGGUGGAGCAGUGACCAGUCACCGCCGCCGACGCAUGCUCUUCCAAUACUGCCGACCGCCUCACCGCAUUGGAGAUGCACGUCGGCUCCCUCCCUCCAGGAUGGCGCACAGUUGCAGCAGACCGCGACGCAACAAUUGCAGCAGCGGAUCUGCACUACCGCCACUACCUCGAGUCCGGAGCCGCGCGAGACAGCUCCCAAGUUCGAUGGGCAGGAGAUCUUCCACGACUCAAUCAAGACAGAUCCAAUUCCAUGGUUUCGCAAGUUCGAGCUCACACUGCAGCUCCACAACGUCGAGGAAAACAAGCACCAUGCUUGCUUGUACUCUCACUCAGGGGGCGCGUGUCAGGCGUGGUUGGACAACUUGUUGUCCAAGUACGGAGUGGUAGCAGCGAACUUGCACACCAUGAUCAGCUGGGAUGAUCUGAAGGCGGCGUGGCACAAGCGGUUCCAGGUGGAGCCGCCAGAGAUCAAAGCCAUGGACAAGCUCAUGGUCUUCGAGCAAGGCACGUUGCCGAGUACGGACUGGAUCGUCGAGUACCAACUCUUGACGUCAGUCCCAGACAUCCAGAUGGGCUUCAAGGCCAUCCGCCACUACUUCAUCUCAAGGUCAUGUCCGACAUUGAGCAAUGCCCUGACACAUGUCAAGGACACCUUGACGACGACGGCGGAAUUAUUCGACAAGGCUGCGCAGAUCAUCGUUACGAACAAGGAGGCCAAGAACCUCCGUUCUUCUGCGUCAGGCCCGAGCGGGAACCAGCAUAGGCCACGAGUGGCCGUGGUCGCAGCGGCAGCGCCGUUAGACCAAACCAGCGAGGUUGUGUCUGCCAGUGAAGGAGACAGAUUCGCAGCCGCCCGGGAAGGUGGCCGCGCUGACAGAGGCCGAGGGCGCGGCAAGCCGAAGACACACACCGUUUCUAGCCCCGGGCCCGGUGCAGCAGCUCAGACAGGCCCAUGGACCCCGUAUGGCCUCUCCAAGUCCGCCUACAAGGCGCGCGAGAGAUUCCAUUAUUGCCUAUGGUGCAACAACGAUCUUCAUCUCACGCCGGUUUGCCCACUGAAGGGCAAGGGUCGACAGGGAAACUGAGCACCGCUGAGAGUGAUGCGACGACACUCUCGAUGCCUUCGGAACUAGUUUCUUCGCGAGUGACCAGCCUUCAUUCCGAGGCGCACGCGGAAGUCGACAGUCCUCCGCUUCUAUUUUCUUUUGAGAACUAUGCUGCCCGGCUC